AUUGGCCGUGGGGCCGGCACGGCGCGCGCCCAUUGGGCGGCCGCUUGCCCUGAGCCAAGCUUUAGAACUCCGAGCCCCAAUAUUCGGUUACAUUGUAGCAAAAUGGCGACUGUCAUUCACAACCCCCUCAAAGCACUUGGGGACCAGUUCUACAAAGAAGCGAUUGAGCACUGUCGCAGCUACAACUCUCGGCUGUGUGCUGAACGGAGCGUCCGCCUUCCCUUCCUGGAUUCGCAGACUGGUGUAGCUCAGAACAACUGCUACAUCUGGAUGGAGAAGCGGCACAGAGGACCAGGCCUGGCCCCAGGUCAGCUGUACACGUACCCGGCACGUUGCUGGCGCAAAAAGAGGCGUUUGCAUCCCCCCGAGGAUUCCAGGCUGAAGCUGCUGGAAAUUAAACCUGAAGUUGAUCUGCCUCUGAAAAAAGAUGGGUUCACAUCAGAAAGUACAACUCUGGAAGCCUUGCUACGUGGAGAGGGAAUAGAGAAAAAAACGGACACUAAAGAGGAAGACACUAUACAAGAAAUCCAGAGGGUUUUAGAAAACGAUGAAAAUGCAGAUGAAGUAAAUGAGGAAGAGGAUUUGGAAGAAGAUAUUCCAAAACGAAAGAACAGGCCUAGAGGACGGGCUCGGGGAUCUGGAGGUGGCAGGAGACGGAAUGAUGCUGCCUCCCAGGAUGAUCAUGACAAACCCUAUGUCUGUGACAAUAGUUACAAACAAAAGCAUAACUCAAAAAUCUCCGACAAAGUAUGUGGCAAGCGUUACAAGAACAGGCCCGGGCUGAGCUACCACUAUGCCCACACUCACCUUGCCAGCGAAGAGGGUGAUGAAGCCCGCGAGCAGGAGACCCGCUCUUCCCCUGUCCACAGAAAUGAAAACCACAAACCCCAGAAAGGACCAGACGGGGUCAUCAUUCCCAAUAACUACUGUGACUUCUGCCUCGGAGGCUCCAAUAUGAACAAAAAAAGUGGCCGGCCUGAGGAACUUGUAUCGUGCUCAGACUGUGGGCGCUCUGGACACCCGACCUGCCUGCAGUUCACCACAAACAUGACUGAGGCUGUUAAAACCUAUCAGUGGCAGUGCAUUGAGUGCAAAUCCUGCAGCCUUUGUGGGACCUCUGAGAACGAUGACCAGCUGCUCUUCUGUGAUGACUGUGACCGUGGCUAUCACAUGUAUUGCUUGAAUCCACCAGUCUUUGAGCCCCCAGAAGGGAGUUGGAGUUGUCACUUGUGCCGGGAGCUGCUCAGAGAAAGAGCAUCAGCUUUUGGUUUCCAGGCCUGAGGAGCUCCAGCAAUCAAGAAACACUUUGCUCCUCAUGUUGUCAUACCAGCACACAAUUCCCAUUGAGAACACAAAGACACAACCCACAUCAAAAUGAAUGGACAUUCAAGUACAGGAAGAGGUAUCUGUCGUAUUCG
Molecule: messenger RNA, 1418 nt
Organism: Anas platyrhynchos (mallard)
Lineage: Eukaryota; Metazoa; Chordata; Aves; Anseriformes; Anatidae
Source: RefSeq, a predicted model, not a curated record